GGGCCGGGCCCAGGGGCGCUCCUGGCCGCACCUGCGCCCCCCCGGGCAGCCGGCCCAGCCGUGCACCCCUCCCGCUCCAGAUCCGGCUCCGCAGCGGUGCGGGACACAAGAAAGCAGCCCAGCCGCUCGCCCAGGAUCAGCUGAGCCCUGGAGCUGACUCUUGCCCACACGGCUGAGAAUGGCACAGAGACGCAGCCAGGCACCCAGACGGAGGUUAACCAGGGACACGCCAGGACUGUGACCCUGAUGUCUGUUCGGAGCUGCGGACUCAAGGGUGUGACAACAGCCAACUCGAGUGGGCACCAUGGCCUCGGCCGAGCCCCUGACCGCCCUGUCCCGCUGGUACCUGUACGCCAUCCACGGCUACUUCUGCGAGGUGAUGUUCACGGCCGCCUGGGAGUUCGUGGUGAACUUGAACUGGAAGUUCCCAGGGGUGACGAGCGUGUGGGCCCUCUUCAUCUAUGGCACGUCCAUCCUCAUCGUGGAGCGCAUGUACCUGCGCCUCCGUGGCCGCUGUCCCCUGCUGCUGCGCUGCCUCAUCUACACGCUCUGGACCUACCUGUGGGAGUUCACCACCGGCUUCAUCCUGCGCCAGUUCAACGCCUGCCCCUGGGACUACUCGCAAUUCGACUUCGACUUCAUGGGGCUCAUCACCCUGGAAUACGCCGUGCCCUGGUUCUGCGGGGCGCUCAUCAUGGAACAGUUCAUCAUCCGCAAUACCCUUCGUCUGCGCUUUGACAAGGAUGCUGAACCUGGAGAGCCCAGUGGCUCCCUGGCUCUGGCCAAUGGCCACGUCAAGACUGACUGAGGGGGUGGGUUAGGGUGGGGUGGCCUUGGGUGGGGACAGAUGUGGGCAAAGGCACCAAGCAGGUGGCAUCAUGGCCUCUUCUGUUCAGCACAAACCCUGCCCAGUCGGCCACAGCCCUAUAGGACCCCACCCAGCGUGGUUUUGGGGGGAAUUGGUCAGCCUUGGUGUGGGGUACAGAUGGGGGUAAUGCAGAGGAACUGGGCGUAGCCAGGCCCAGCUCAGAGCUGGAGCACUGAUCACCUUUGGCUACAGCAGGGCCAGUGCUGACGGAAGGACUGACCGGACCGGGCAGGGGAAGGAGGAGGCCUUGGGCCUUCUUGCCUCUUACCUGGUUUAGCUGGGCUUUGGCUGGCUCCAUUAGGCAAUAUGUCAGGUGCUUGCUUGCAACCAAUACCUCCCCAGGGGCCUGCUGAGCUGUAGCCUAAGGAAAGUGGGGGCAGCCAGGAAGCUGGUUGGCAGGUAUGGGCUGGGAGGGCUGGACGCCUCCCCCUGGCGCCUCUCCCCAUUCCCCAGGGCCCCCCCGAGCUGCUCCCUUGGCCUGCUGGGCCCUUACCCCUGACCCCUGGUGCUGGUUUCCCACCAAUCCUGGACUUUGGGAGGUUUUAAUCCCUGUGUGUUCUGUGGUGUCCCCCCCCCUUUCUCUUAUUUUACAAGGCCUUUACAACUAGUGGCCCCUUCAUCGUUCACACACUCUUCCCACCUCCAUUCUCAUGCCUAGCUCGUAGCUAGCAUAGCAGCUGCCAGAGAUAGAAGGCUAAGACAUG
Messenger RNA from Suncus etruscus (white-toothed pygmy shrew), 1572 nucleotides. RefSeq names its product transmembrane protein 229B (gene TMEM229B). The record is from RefSeq and is a predicted model, not a curated record. The transcript is spliced from 3 exons. NCBI's taxonomy places the organism in Eukaryota, Metazoa, Chordata, Mammalia, Eulipotyphla, Soricidae. The coding region runs from base 305 to 808 and encodes 167 amino acids.